AUGUUUAUGAGAACCAGUGAAGCAUACAACAACAUAACCCAUUACUUACGGCACAAACCCAAAAAGAGAGAUAUGAUGAUUCGAAACCAUUGUUACUGUUUUUCUGGUGUUAUUACCAUCUUUUUCUCCAUCCUAUUCCGUACUCUUGCUUCUCCUACGCUCCACUUUUGCCGCCACGACCAGAGGGAUGCUCUUUUGGAAUUCAGAGACGAGUUUCCUAAAGAUAAGACCUUUCCAAGUUCGUGGAAUAGAAGCAGCGAUUGCUGUUUUUGGGAGGGAGUCAAGUGCAAUGACAAAUCUGGCCAGGUGUUAUCACUCAACAUUCAUGAUACCUUUCUCAACGGCUCUCUGAAAACCAACAGUAGCCUUUUCAGACUCCAAUAUCUUCGUCACCUAAACCUUUAUAAUUGCAAUCUCCAAGGAAGGAUUCCUUCUUCACUAGGAACCCUUUCUCGUCUCACACUAGUCGACCUUUCUUCUAAUAAUCUGGUGGGUGAGAUUCCAACUUCAAUAAGCAAUCUAAACCGGCUCAGAUACCUUAGCCUAUGGGGUAACGCUCUCAUAGGAGUAAUUCCCUCUUCACUAGGAAACCUUUCUCAUCUCGAAAGACUUGAACUCGAUUCCAAUCAUCUGGUAGGUGAAGUUCCGGCUUCCAUCGGAAACCUAUACCAACUAAAAGUCAUGUCCCUUAGCUAUAACAACUUAAGUGGCACCAACCUCCUUCAUCUUGAUCUUUCCAACAACAUGUUGGAAGGCCAAGUACCAGCUUGCGUAUGGAGUAUGUGGACGGUGGCGCUUUCUCACAAUUCUUUCAGCAGUUUUGAAAACUCUUCACAAGAAACACUGAUCAUAGAGUUGGAACUGAAUUCAAACUUUUCCUUAACACUGUUGCUUCUCCCACACGCUCUGCGUCCUCUACAAGCAGCUGUAAUGUAUCUCCGGAAGCAGUACAAUGACGAGAGACGAUAG
Molecule: messenger RNA, 969 nt
Organism: Thlaspi arvense
Lineage: Eukaryota; Viridiplantae; Streptophyta; Magnoliopsida; Brassicales; Brassicaceae
Source: the annotation of a GenBank genome assembly